Alligator sinensis (Chinese alligator) is the source of this 831-nucleotide messenger RNA. It is a transcript of the gene CATSPERH, whose product is annotated as transmembrane protein 262. NCBI's taxonomy places the organism in Eukaryota, Metazoa, Chordata, Crocodylia, Alligatoridae. Bases 526 to 801 code for a protein of 91 amino acids. The transcript has 4 exons. The record is from RefSeq and is a predicted model, not a curated record.
GUUCCCAGUGGGCACAAUAAAGUUUUGUUGAUACGAAGUGAAGCCAUUCGUCUCAAUGGAGCAAUAAAGUUUUGUUGAGAGCACCCUUCCACCAGGCGCAGGCGCAGAAAGGAGGCGGGUCUUUGGGAAGCCGGUAGCUGUCCUUAGACCGACUUCAGUAGCUGGGGAACAAUUUGUAAGCAAGUUUUCGGGGUCAAACACUCUUGGUCUCAGCAGUCAGGUCAGUAUCAUUCAGGAUACCGAGCAUCGUGUCUAAGUAGGAGGUGCUGGUGCUGGAGUGCUCCGGAGGGAGGGACGGCGAUGGUUGAAUUUCUGAUGGAGCUGAAUCCGAGAUUGCAGGUUUUCAGUCCACGUGAUGAAGAUGUCAUCGCUAUACGUUACGUACAGCAAGGGUUUGAUGGUGCAGUCCUUGAGGAAGUCUUCUUCCCGGUGGCUCAUAAACAGGUUGGCGUACCUGGGGGCGUUCUGGUGCCCGGGGUCUGGGGGAAGUGUCGGUUGUUAAAAGUGAAAUAGUUGUGUGUGAGGAUGAAGUGUACAAGCGGCAUCUUCGUCUCCGACCUCUACCACUUCGCCAUCAGCCAGCGCUUCGACCUCAUGAGCUUCCCCAGCACCACCGUGCUGCUGUUCUCCCAGGUGCUGAGCUUCUACUUGGCGCUGCUGGGGGCGCUCUACAGCAUGGGGGCCAAGGACAACGUCCUCAAGACCUUUGCCCUCACCUCGCUGGUGACCAACUUUGCUGCCUUCUUCGGCCGCUUCUGCCUCGAGUACCUGACCCUCGAGUACCGGCAGGAGGUUUACUGAGCCCGGAGCCCCCAGAGAGCGCACGGCCCC